GGCACUUGCCGGGAGCCCCGCUCUAUAAUAAUAGUAGUAGCCAAAUUAAGCUUCGGGAAGAAGGAUCUGGAACGCGGGAAGAAAGAAAUGAAUUGUGAAUAGGGCUGAGCAGGGAUGAGAAUUGGGGGAGGAGGAGGCGAUAAUCGCUGCACAAUCGCCUGGACGGGUUCUAGAAGUAUAUAAAAUGGGAAAUGACUGAAAUAGAAAACACUCCUUUGCCGAGCUGUGCAUCUGCAGGCCGUGCAUCUGCAGGCUCUGCCAGUGUGCACAUUGCACCGAGUGUCAAGCUGCAGCCAGUCCACAUCUGUGAGCUUUACUGCAUCUGUCACCUGCCGAGCGAGACUGGCAGUGACUAGUGUGAACUUGGCGUGCUUAUGGUUAAGAAGAAUGGCCUAGAAUUGUGGCUUGUGUAUGAAGCUCAGAUUCCGUGAGGUCAUUGAAAAAGGGGAAUGGAAGGAGGGCAUUCAGACUUUGGCCAGAAUUCGCAGGCUCUUUCCAAGUUUGAGAAAAUAGCAAGCAGUCCAUUCAAAUCAAGAGUGACUUUUAGCACUGUCUGGUUGAAAGAAUUAUUUAGGGUUUAAUACGCCCAGUUAAAUAUUCAUCAGUCUGUGUUCUUCAGACUUGCAUCACAGACUACUUAGGAGACUGAGGCGGGAGAAUGUGAGUCCAAGGCCUGCUUAGGUACAUAAUAGUAAGUUUCCUGCACUAGAUACCUGCCUCAGAAAACAAAACAAAACUGAAUUUCCCAUCGGUAGUAAAGUUCCUCUGUGGUCCGGAAAGGUUACAUUCUACAGUAAUAACAUUUUUAUGGUCAGUAGGACCAAGGCUCUUCAUACAAAGUUGAAGAUUAAUGAUGGAAACAGCAUUGAUAAUUUUCUAGGCAAUAUGUUGACCACAGGUUCAGUUGCUAAGCCUGGCUUCUCCUAAGCCAAAGGAUGUCGCUGUUACUGCCAGGCCUCUUGUAUAUUCUGUGCUCCCAAAAUGAGUGCCAGGAACUGUAAUGAUCUAGAGCUGUGUGCUUUCUUGAAGAGGAGCCAGGCAGGGUACAGUUUUUAAGUCCUUGUUUCAUUGUAAGCUUCUAACUGGGACUCUGGGGUCCAGUGUUGUUAGUUGAAGUACUUUCAGAUUGACAAGGAGAUCAGCAGCUUCCCUUUAAAAGGACUGGAGAUUUGAACACUGAGAUGAAAAAGUCAGUAUUUCAGAAGCCAGGGUGAGACUUUUGCUUCUUAUUUUUAUUUUAUUAUUCUGUGGAGGCUACUUGGUGAUCAUCCACUGUGGGUUGUAGUGCCAGCCUUGGAACUUCUCAGUGUGUAUCCUAAGGAACUCCCUGCACAUCAGCGUUUCCAUUAGACUUUCUUCACCUGGACUGUUUGCUGAGCCCUCUGUCUUCUGUGGUCCCUGAAUGCUGGAUGUGAUCUUCGUGGUGGGAAACCAAGUUUCUAAACUACCCCAAUGGAUGCAGACAGUGAUGUUGCAUUGGACAUUUUAAUUACAAAUGUAGUCUGUGUUUUUAGAACAAGAUGCCAUUUGAACUUAAGGAAGAUUGCUUUGGAGGGAGCAAAUGUAAUUUAUAAGCGUGAUGUUGGGAAAGUAUUAAUGAAGCUUAGAAAACCUAGAAUUACAGCUACAAUUUGGUCCUCAGGAAAAAUUAUUUGCACUGGAGCAACGAGUGAAGAAGAAGCUAAAUUUGGUGCCAGACGUUUAGCCCGUAGUCUGCAGAAACUAGGUUUUCAGGUAAUUUUUACAGAUUUUAAGGUUGUGAAUGUUUUGGCAGUCUGUAACAUGCCCUUUGAAAUCCGUUUGCCAGAAUUCACAAAGAACAACAGACCUCAUGCCAGCUAUGAACCUGAACUUCAUCCUGCUGUGUGCUAUCGGAUAAAGUCUCUAAGAGCUACGUUACAGAUAUUUUCAACAGGAAGUAUCACAGUGACAGGGCCCAAUGUAAAGGCUGUGGCCACAGCCGUGGAGCAGAUCUACCCAUUCGUGUUUGAAAGCAGGAAGGAGAUUUUGUAACUCAGACUUCGUUGGUUAGAGUCUCUAACUGAGCACCAUUUGAAACCUGCUGCACAUUGGACUCAAAACACAAGGAAAACUGGACCAACAGUGACUGAGGACAGAGACUCGUACUCACGGCUACAGUGUAAGCUCCAGUCUCUUUGGAUUUUACUUCAACCUUUGCUGUAAUAUAAAAAGGAAGUUUACAAGACAUGACAUUGCUGCUUUUACAAAAGGACGUUCUAUUUAUUUUCGCAGUGAUCUCAUGUCCCCACAGGCAGAGCUGUCGCAGUGUGCACUACCUUACAGUUGUUUUAUUGAUGUCAUUAUUUUUCCAGUUGGAGCUAAUGUGUUUGAUUUGUGAAUAGUCUUUUACAUUUUUGUAUGCUGAAUAUAGGCACCAAAGAACCUGUAAACGUUAUCUUUUUAAAUUGAAUGUGCACAAAUAAAAGUUUGGAAAAGAUCUCUCUUCAUAUCCAUUCUGUAACUUUUAUUCACUAUUUCCUCUUUUAAACAACUGUAUUCAUUUUUUUUUUUUAAAUCUAUGCAGGCUUAGACAUUGGCUAAAAGUGUGUGGACUUCUUUUUGAAUAAUGUGGAUGCUACAUGUAUAUAGUAUCUUUUCAUGCUCUGUUACCAAAUAUCAACUAGAAUUUUUUCCUGGCAGAUUGGAAGUAAAAACCAUGUAUAUAAGCUCUGGGUAACUAGGGUAGAACUCCAGAUAAAUGAUGAUGUUUGUGUUACUAAUUUAAUAUGAUAGAAAAUGUUAAAUGCAUUUUAAAAGCUAAGAAGUUGUAGUUGAAGAGAGGCCGUUACCUGUCUAGGUGGACAUGAGUAACAUGUCCCAGUUUUAUUCUGGAAAGCCCAGCUGUAGGUGGAGGAAGCAGUUGAGGCUCCUGUUACCCUUAGGUUGAUGCUCAAGGCUGUACUAAAAGUCUUGUCAGAAAUUGGUUAACAUUGUGUUUUAACAAGAAAUGCCCACAGGCUGUGUCUGUGCCACUGUGUGGUUCCAGCUCGACUUGACCCUGAGAACCGCUGGCAAGUGCGCUCGCCAUGUCUGAAUAGUGCAGGUGAAGGGCGACUGGAGGACUGAGGGAAGCCACCCUUAAACUUCCAUUCUAUGAGACAGGGCCCUCAGCCAUGCACGGACUCUGGAUGGAAAGGCAGGGUCAGGCAGGUGCUUAGUGUGGCCAGGGGUGGCUCUACCUACAGAUAAGUCAGGUGGAGUCAAAACAGAUUCUCUGUACAAACUGAACAUUUCCCACGAAGCUCUGACUUACUGUUUUACUUUUGAAAGGUUUGCAAAGGCUUGCGACAUCUGCACCAUGUUAUAAACCUUACAAAGCUAACUUAGGCACUGGCUGAACAGUGCAUAAGAUUCUACGUUCAGUUUUGUUUUCUUAAAGCUUUCUCAUACCCUGCCUCUCGGCCUCUUCAGAACGUGGGAACAAAGGCGAGCUUUUUACAUUCGCUUGUUCCAUAGUUUUAAUUGUGACUUUUUUAAGCCUUCGAUUUUUUUUAAAAAUUGUUUUUAUAUUUGGGUUUGGUUUUUCUUUUUCUUUUUUUUUUUUUUUUUUUUUUUGGCUUUGUUUUAAGAUUAUCAAAAUUCAGAGGUAGAGGCAGACUGCUUUAAAACCAUGAGAGUUUACCACUUGUUUUGACAGUGAAUUCCUGUUUUGCAAUGUUCAGAAACAUGUGUGAGGCAGAAACUCUGUUAGGGGAGAUAACAUUUUCAGCGUUCAGUGACCUGAAAGCCAGGCAGAGCUGAAGCUCUUGGGAAGUGUGCAGAGAGCAUGGCCGACCUGGGCUCACCUGCACGGGCACAGUCUGGCAGCUUCCUGCGUGGGCUACAGAACCAGCUGGGAAGGAGUGAGUGGGUCUCGAGUCGCCUGGUUUUCUACAAGUACUGUAAAAUUUUUUAUAUAAAUAAAAACUGUGAAUAUAUACAUACAA
Messenger RNA from Rattus rattus (black rat), 3947 nucleotides. RefSeq names its product TATA-box binding protein like 1 (gene Tbpl1). Lineage: Eukaryota; Metazoa; Chordata; Mammalia; Rodentia; Muridae. Gene Ontology annotation, biological process: DNA-templated transcription initiation. Bases 1453 to 2013 code for a protein of 186 amino acids. The record is from RefSeq and is a predicted model, not a curated record. The transcript is spliced from 7 exons. Gene Ontology annotation, molecular function: general transcription initiation factor activity; DNA binding.